Sitophilus oryzae (rice weevil) is the source of this 1370-nucleotide messenger RNA. Its product is annotated as alpha-N-acetylgalactosaminidase-like. The record is from RefSeq and is a predicted model, not a curated record. The coding region runs from base 104 to 1339 and encodes 411 amino acids. NCBI's taxonomy places the organism in Eukaryota, Metazoa, Arthropoda, Insecta, Coleoptera, Curculionidae. Gene Ontology annotation, molecular function: alpha-galactosidase activity. Gene Ontology annotation, cellular component: cytoplasm. Gene Ontology annotation, biological process: glycoside catabolic process; glycosylceramide catabolic process; oligosaccharide metabolic process. The transcript is spliced from 8 exons.
UUCAUAGAUAAGAAAAUUUAAUAUAAAAACAAAUAGUUACCUGAUACAGGUUAUUGAUCAGUAAAUGUUUUUUAAAAGUUGAUUAUUACAAAUAAUUUAAAUUAUGGUUUAUCUACGGUCUUUAGUGCUGGUUUUAGUUGUUUUAGUUUUGGAGAAAUGUCAUGGUUUAAACAAUGGUCUGGCUCUGACCCCUCCUAUGGGAUGGUUGAGUUGGGAACGGUUUAGAUGUUUGGUGGAUUGUCAGAAAUAUCCAAGCGAGUGUAUAAGUGAAAAUUUAUUCAAACGAACCGCAGACAAAAUGGCUUCGGAUGGAUAUUUAGCAGCCGGAUAUGAGUACAUCAUAAUUGACGAUUGUUGGGCCUCAAAAUCCAGGGACUCCGAGAACCGGCUUCAAUCUGAUCCAGAUAGAUUUCCAAGUGGUAUAAAAGCACUGGCAGACUAUGUUCACUCCCUUGGUCUGAAACUUGGUAUCUAUGGUGAUUAUGGGACGUAUACUUGUGGUGGUUAUCCAGGAAGCAUAGACUACCUCGAACUGGAUGCUGAUACGUUUGCUCAGUGGGGAAUAGACUAUCUCAAACUUGAUGGUUGCUAUGCAGAAACUGAUGGCAUGGAGGAAGGUUAUGCCAAGAUGUCUCAGUACCUUAACAACACUGGACGACCUAUAGUUUUUUCUUGUAGUUUUCCGGCUUACAAGGAUCUAGAGGCCAAUUAUUCGAUGGCUGUGGAAUACUGCAACCUAUGGAGGAACUAUGGCGACAUUGACGAUUCUUGGGAAGAUGUCAGAGAUAUAGCUACGUGGUUCAGUACAAAUCAAGACUUUUUAAGAAAAUAUGCCGGCCCAGGGCAUUGGAAUGAUCCAGAUAUGUUGAUAAUUGGUAACUUUGGAUUGAGUUUGGAACAGAGCAAGAGCCAGAUGACGAUAUGGUCCAUUCUAGCAGCACCUCUGAUAAUGUCAGUGGAUUUGGACAACAUCAGUUCAGAAUUUAGAGAUAUUCUGCUCAAUUCAGAUGCCAUAAGGAUCAACCAAGACCCUUUGGGAGUGCAGGGAAAAUUGGUUUCAAAUGAUAAUAAGAUAAUGGUAUGGAGCAAACCACUACAAGGAAACUCAAAGUACGAAGGCUUAGCACUUGGAGUUGUUAGUAAUAGAACUGACGGGUACUACUAUCAGUACGACCUUUCUUUAUCUCAAUACAUAAAUGAUCAGGAUGCUGAAUAUGUUAUAAAGGAUGUUUUUAGUAACCAAGAUCUGUUUGAUGGAAAAGCAGUUUCUGUUGACGUAAAUAUAACUGUCAGUGUGCCACCAACCGGGGCUGUGCUAUUGUUAAUUUUACCACAAUAAGAAUAAACAAAUUAAGUAUUAAUAAGAAUCU